Drosophila nasuta is the source of this 566-nucleotide messenger RNA. Its product is annotated as UPF0184 protein CG14818. The transcript is spliced from 3 exons. Bases 87 to 452 code for a protein of 121 amino acids. The record is from RefSeq and is a predicted model, not a curated record. Lineage: Eukaryota; Metazoa; Arthropoda; Insecta; Diptera; Drosophilidae.
GUGUUGCACAACAUCCGCAGAAGUGCUGCCAGUCAGUAUAAAAUACACACUUGGUUAAAUCUAUUGAAUAUAAACAUUGCGCAUGCAUGGACGUAGGCAACAAACAAUCAAAACUACUGCUAACAAACAGAACGACAACGGCGAUGUCACCCAGAAAUAACCAUGAUCCGACGUCCUCCGGCGGUGAUUCGGGCAACACAAAUGUGCAGGAGGCCGAUCUACAAGAGAUGGAGGACGUUAAUCAGAGUCUAGAUGCCUUGAGUUGCGCCCUGGACGCUGUGGAGCAGCGCACCGAUGACAUUCUGUCCCAGUUGCGUGUGCUCUUGGACUCGAAUCGCGAGAUUCGUCGUCAGCUGGCGCAGGAAAAAGACAAUGCCACCGAAGAGGAGGACCACCAAGACGACGAUGACGAGAUGGAGGGCGGGCAAGAGGGCGUGGCAGGCGUCAAUUAAUUGACACACAGUUGUAUAAACUAACAGUUAUUCUUUCUAUACACAACAUUUAUUGUUUCUUAACAAAUUUAUUGAUUUCUAUAUAUGAUAUAUAUGUAAUAAUUGUUACAACUA